CUCUCGGGCUGCCGCUAUGAUUGGCCGCUGUAUGCUGCGCUUCUGCCUCCUUGAAUGAGAAACAGGGGUAACCAGGCAACUUCAGAGCUGGAGAGGAGAAGAAGAAGAAGAAGACGCAGAAGAAGAAGGCAAAGGGGUGGAAAAGGAGGACAAGACAGAGGAUUUCAGAGAGAUGGGGAGAAAUUCUGAGCAUGCAUAGAGGGAAAGUCAUUGUGAUUUCACCUUGUGCGUCCUGUAAAACGGAACUAAAACAUGGAUUUUCUUAGACUCGAUCUCUCCUCCUCUUCCCACCCCCCAACUCUCUGUCUCUCUCUUUCUCUCUCUUCCUCCUUCACCGUGGGGGGAGAAAAUAGAGCGCACAAAUGAAGUGUGUGCGUGUGGUGGUGGGACACACAGAUGUGGAUUAAAACGCAUACAUGGGACUCUUCAGAGAGGAGCAGCCGCUGAGAGCGAGAGAGAGAGGGGGGGGCAAAAAAAAGUGCUGAGAGCUACAGACUGUGAUGGGCUGCUAACCCACAUCUGAAGUGCUCCAACAAAGAAUAAUAUCCACUUCUGACCUACUCUGAAGAACAAUAUUUGAUUCAGUCAGUGUUGCAAGUCUCCCCCAGGGGGAUUGCUCCUGAGCAAUAGGUGAACCUUCGUAAAGAGCAACAGUGGAAACCAUGUGAUACUUGACCUUCACUGUGAGAACUCGGGUGCACUCCGGAGGAUGUCAAAUCUGAUCUGAAGCCGCCCCUCCAGAGGAUCGUUCGGCUCAUAAUUCAAUCGGCUCUUCGAUGUUUUGCCCGGCGUCGCUCAAACGCCGCGGACCAGCAGUGACGGGGCGCAUCUAUUGACGCCGGAUCUUUAUUUGUUGAGGAGUAUCAGACACGUCGCCAUGGAUUUGACUGAGAUUAUCCUUACCAAAGAGCCGCUGUGAGAGACACGGAGAGCCGACGGAGGGCGAAUCGAACACUGGGAGAUCGAGGGGGGUCAGCGAGUGCGCUGCUAAACUCAUGGUGGAUCUGCUGUGAGCAGGACAAGGGACUCAGCGGUGGAGGAUGUCAGCAGAGGCCGAGGUCCAGUCGGGUGUCAAAACCAGCCAGCGAAAGGAGUCCAGGAGGAUCAGAGGUCAGGACCGCACGGAGGCGGGGCUUAUUAAGCGUUUCCGUGGAGAUGGCGUGCGCUACAAGGCCAAGCUGAUUGGGAUUGAUGAGGUGACAGCCGCACGCGGGGACAAGCUGUGCCAGGACUCCAUGAUGAAGCUGAAGGGAAUGGCUUCGUCAGCGCGCUCCAAGGGGGAGCACAAGCAGAGGGUCUUCUUGACCGUCUCGUUCGGCGGGAUAAAGAUUUACUGCGAGAGAUCAGGGGUGCUUCUGCAUCACCACUCGGUCCAUGAGAUCAGCUACAUCGCAAAGGACACCAGGGACCACCGGGCCUUUGGGUACGUCUGCGGGAAGGAGGGCCACCACCGGUUUGUGGCCGUCAAGACGGCGCAGUCUGCGGAGCCUCUGAUCCUUGACCUGCGCGACCUCUUCACGCUGAUUUAUGACAUCAAACAGCGGGAGGAGAUGGAGAAGAAGGCUCAGAAGGACAAACACUGUGAGCAGGCCGUCUACCAGACCAUCCUUGAGGACGAAGUGGAUGACCCGGUGUACCAGUACAUAGUGUUUGAGGCUGGACACGAACCCCUCCGUGGCCCCCAGUCAGAGGAGAGCGUUUAUCAGGUCCCAACCAGUCAGCAGAAGGAAGGGAUCUAUGACGUUCCCAAACGCCAUUUCAUGACUAACAUCAACCACUUUGAUCUUUUCGGCGACAUGUCCACCCCUCCCUCGAUGCCCCCGUCACCUGCCAACACGCUGGACCCGAACCGGAGCAGCCGCCAGCAGCAGCAGCACACCCCCGCCGAGCUGUACGCCCCCUUCAGCCCGACCUCCAUGCCGUCAGGUUAUAUGACCAUGGGGCCGGUCCAAGCGGCUCAGUGGGCCCAGCAGCCGUUUCCCGGCCAGGCUCAGACUUUGGCCUUCCCCGUUCAGGGCCCCCUCCAGGUAGCUCAGGUCCUCCCCGGCGGUCAGCCCAUCAUCCUGAGCCAGGCCAACAUUUUCCCCACCACUCAGCAGCAGUGGGCGGCCAUGGCAGCGUAUAUGCCGGCGCAGACCGUGGGAGUUGGGGGCCAUGCCAUACCAGCUGCCAUGCUCCAAGGCCUGGUCCCCAUUACCACCGUGUGCCCCCAAACGUGCGACCUGUCGGCGCCUUCCUCGGCCAUCACCAGCCCCCAUCACAUGGCCGACCCCGCCCUGCUCCAGAGGCAGCUCAGCCUGGGGAAGGAAGGACUGGGCGUGGACUUGGACGCGGGCGAGGGCCCGUCCACAUCGGGAGCGGGACCCGGCGUGGUUUCCGGAGGGGCGAGCAGGUGCGGAACCCCUGGCCUCAUGAGUGCGCCUGACAUGCUGGUCUGCAGUCAGCUGCUGCCUCCACAGGCAGCAGCCAAUCAGGAGGAGGAAGGUAGCUGUAGCGACCUUGAUCUGUCCAGGAUGACUUUGAGCCCAGGAACGUCCACCUCACCAUCAACCGAAUCACCAUCCACACCUGCCCCUCAGCAGAGCUCGUCUUCAGACUGCCCCCCGUCCCAGGGCAGUGACCCCCCGACGGAUCACUCCCCAGUUGACCCGGAGGAACCCCCCAGCAACACCAGGGAGGAACAAUCAGGUUGGGCGAGCUCGGACUCUCCGGUGCCGAGCGAAGGCGGCGAGCCGACGGAUCAGACGGGUCCGCAGAAAGACAGCUAGAGGGACGCAGGCGGUGGGAAGGCGGGAUAUGGAAGCAUUCCGUCCUAAAACUGGAGGUUCUGGGAAAAACAAGACAGACAAGUGACUGUGAUUACACAGGCUAGCUGUUGUCUUUUUUUAUAUAUAUAUAACAUUUAAAGGAUAUUUCUGGCUAUCAGAGGAACUGCUUUAUUUUUUCUCGAGAGGCCACACACUGUAUUGCUCUCCUCAGCAUGUCCAAUCAAAUAACUCUUCAACCAGGAAGUGACCUUUGAUAUCGGACUCCUUGAGCGGGAGGUGCGCGCAUCCUUCCGUUUCGAACUGAAAGAGUUUUUAAAAAACGACGCUGAUGAUGCAAACUACUCUUUUUUUCUUUUUUUUUUCUUGACAAACGUCAAAGAGGAGCAGCAUCUCUCCGUGCGUUGGCCGCAGUACGCAGCAAGUUUCCCGUCAUCUCGCUCCGCCGUUUCACCAGUUUGCAUGAACUGAGAGUUCGACGAACUCGGCCGAGGGCCUGAGAAACGAGAUCAAAAACUCAAGAUUCUUCGUCUUUUAUAAGCUGUGAUUUCCCAGCCGGUGACGCUGGAGUCGAUGCAGACGUCAACGUGACUCUACGUGACGGUGUAGAAAUGGAAAAAUUGCCAAACGUCUAUUUUGUAAAUAAGAAUCUUUCCCCCAGGCCCUCCUAAAACCCGAGCCUCCGUGCCAUAAGAUAGCACUCUGCCUCUCGGAUGCCAACUACGUGUGUUUGUCUGAAGCAACGCUCCACCAGCAUCUCCAGUCUUACCAUCUGGAAAUUAAUUUAAUUUUUUUGUUUCUUUCUUGGAGCCAUGUUUUUUUUAUUAUUAUUAUUUCUAAUUUCUAAAGAUGUAUUGUUUUUUUGUUUUUUUUUAAGGUUUCGGGGAGGGGAGGGAAUGAACUGUGAAUAUGUGUUGCCUGUUCAGGCAGAAUAAAGUCUGAUGAUUCUCUGAUUACAAACUCGAUAAAAAAGAGCGAUGUGGGCGGAGCUAGAGGUGUUACCUUUUUACCGACGUCUAGUGGCAGAUUUUCUUAGCUUUUUAGAUAUACGUCAUUUUCAACCAAGGUCGCGUUGUUUACAAUUUGCGUCUGUCUGAUUUCUUGAAGAAACAAUAGGGGGGAAAAAAAUCUUAGUAAUACAUUGGGAUGAAAGACGUUUUCCUAUCACUGGCAAAAAAAAAUUGUACCUUUAAGUCACAUUAGAACCACAAACCCAUAUGCAUUUUAAGUUUUUUUUUUUCUUUUUUCUUUUUUUAGUUAGACCAACACAAAGUAGAGCAUAAUUGUUGUGCUUUUUUUCAGCAAAAAAUAUAAAAAUCAGGUCUUUCAGGGUGUAUUCACCAGCUUUAUUUUGAUUUAAUUUAGCUAGUUCUUCUCUGCAAAAUACCAUAGAUUAAAUCUGAUUGAAAGUCUCUUAGUUCUGUUACUCAAGGACAUUGAGGCUAAAACAUCCUUGCUAGCUACCUAGCCAGCUAGCAUUGCUAAAGCUUCCCCUGGUAAUGUUUGCCGCUGCUGCUACUAGCACUGAUCUAAGAGCAGCAAUCUCUGAAGUCUGAGGGUUAGUGGAUUUUAGACAUGGUGGACAAGCACCAGUCUCACCUAAUGAAGUGUUUUACUUCAACAAAGUUGUUACUAUGGAGGGAAAAUAAGUAGAGCAUGGAAUCAAAAGAGAAUAGAGCCACAGACGCAGCUCUGCUGACAAAUAGGAAAGAGAGAAAAAAAAAAGGUAAUUAAUGUCUUCAACUAACGGAAGAAUGUGUCAAAAUCUCACGAGAAGUACCAGGUCUUAGAUUUCAUUCUUAAUGGUCUUUAAAAAAAGGUUUUAAAAAGUGUUAAAUUUGAGUUGGUGAAAGCAGCAGAAGCCCUGAUCUUUUUUCACUUGAAAUAAGACAAAGUUAGCUUACAAGUAACUUUUCGGAGCUCCUCUUAAAUCAGUACUUCUUUAAUAUUGAUCAAAACGUGCUACUUCCAUUGGCAGAUGUUUUUUUACUUAUUACAAGUUAUUUUUCCCAUAAGUGAAGAAAAUCUGCCAGUGGAAGUACUGUUGUAGUUUUUUCUUGUUUUUUUAAGAUCAAUAUUCAAGAAUUAUUGACCUAAAAUAAGCUCUUAUAUCUGGUUGAAGAGUUAGGUUUGUCUCAUUUUAAGAUAUUUGCUCUAGAAACUAGACAAAACACUCUUGGCAAGAUUUUGCGUUUUUUUAUUCAAACUUCAGAUGUAUAAAGUUCACAUCAGACACUUCUGUGAUAAAAAAAGAAACCCAUUCGCUUUACAAUCGUGGACUACCUUGUGUUGGUCUAUCGGAUAUAAUCACUAUGAAAUAAAUCCUAGUUUGUGGUUGGAAUGUGGCAAAACGGCAAAUAUUCGAGUGGGUAUGCCUACACUGUGGAUGGUUUAGCAAACUAAAAGCUCAACGACGGCAGGACACGCGUCUCCUCUGGGUUUGGUUUUCGUUGUCCAGUCACUGCUCCCGUCAGGCCGUCGCGUUGUUGUAACGAAGCACUCACCGUACAUCGUCUCCCCGUGAACAGUCCAAACUACAGAUCACCAACACUUCCUGCUAGACAACACCUGUCAUUAAUGGUUAACCGACAAACGAGACAAAGUGUCCCAGAAUAUUUUGUAAAGUUUAUUUAUGGAAUUAAGAUUUGUGCUGAAAAAGGGAUUUUUGUACGUCUAUGACUCCCCCCCGCCCCGUCCAUAUGCUGUAUCCAUGACACUGUUCUGUCACAAAUAAAUGACCACGUGAUUCCCAA
This is a messenger RNA of Xiphophorus hellerii (green swordtail), 5518 nucleotides long. RefSeq names its product disabled homolog 1-like. The record is from RefSeq and is a predicted model, not a curated record. NCBI's taxonomy places the organism in Eukaryota, Metazoa, Chordata, Actinopteri, Cyprinodontiformes, Poeciliidae. Bases 1041 to 2768 code for a protein of 575 amino acids. Gene Ontology annotation, cellular component: intracellular membrane-bounded organelle; cytoplasm. Gene Ontology annotation, biological process: neuron migration. The transcript has 15 exons.